Alternaria burnsii is the source of this 462-nucleotide messenger RNA. RefSeq lists its product as uncharacterized. Lineage: Eukaryota; Fungi; Ascomycota; Dothideomycetes; Pleosporales; Pleosporaceae. The coding region runs from base 1 to 462 and encodes 153 amino acids. The record is from RefSeq and is a predicted model, not a curated record. The transcript has a single exon.
AUGGAUCACAAUACUGAACGUCGCGACUCAGCUAUGGUGGCUGACGAUCCAAAUCAGCACCUAGUCUUCCCUCAGCGCAACUCUAUAUCUGAAUCAUGCAGCUCAGAUGAUUCCGAAAUCUCACACUCUCGUUCACUCCCAUCCCUAAAGCGUCCCUACUCUGCCUCUCGAAGCGAUGGCUUACCGGAUGUCUUACGCACCGAUAAGUUUGCACUGACUCAACAUUCUGGCUUUCAUAGAGAUCACCACAAACCAGAACCAGUCACACAGACAGAGAAGGAGAAAGGAACUAAGACUGUCAACUCCAUGAUGGCAGCCACCAAAAAGAACAAUGUGCCACUAUGCAAAUAUGGUAGCCGACGAAAACUUAACCACCGGAACGACGACGUGAAGAAUAGGGUGUGUUGGUUUCACGGUAGCAGGCAUGGUGAGGAUAAGAAGGGUAAGCGGUGUCAGAACUAA